AUGGAUGACCUCCGUAAAAGAGAGACUACAGCUGAAACGAAAAGCGACCACUCAAGGACGACCAAGACGGCCAGGCCUGAAAAUGACCCCAAGAAAGCCGAUAAAAUCGACGGCCCAGAAGCGGAGCGCACUACUGAAACGACCACACCUAGUGCCGACUCUAAAAAACACCACAAAAACGAGGCUCCAGAUGAUUUUGCCAAAAGGCACAGCACCGGUUCACCCGAAGAUGUGAAGCGUCCCAAGGAACCUGAAGAAAAACCUCAUUCAACAACGAGAAACGUCACUGAGAAUACUAAGCGCACAGAUGGCUCCAGAAGACCUCCACUCAGAGGCGAUCGCUCAUCAACGAACCGUACAACUGAAGCAACCAAGGCUCCAGAUGAUCCCCAACGAAGCGAAGAUUCAGCGAAGCCUGAGAAUGACGAUAUUUCACCGAAGCGAGUUAACAAGCCAGAAGAGCACCACAUGACUCUGAUGAACCGAAAAAUGACGAUCCAUCGACAACGAAGCGCACUACCACACUCAAAGAGCACCAGGAUGGUCCUGAAAAGCCUAAAAAUGGGUCCGCAAGAUGAUUCCGGGAGGCCUGAGAAUGGUCAUCAUUCAACAAGGAAGAACAGCACCGAUCCCAGACAUACUCACGACCCCAAGUGGUCCAGGGAUGGAGACCAUGUUACAACGAAGGCCUCUACUGAAGCAAAUAGAUCUGCGAAUGAUCCUGAAGAGCCUGAGGGUGAUCAUCAUUCAACAGAAAUCACCGUCACCGUCCAUAACCACACGGGCGAUCCUGAGGGGCCUAUGAAAGAGGACAAGACUACAGCGAAGAACAUCACGGAAAGGCCCACAUAUGGUCAUGAAGAACCUGCGAAUAUUCUUCAUUCAACAGAGAAACACCCUCACAUAGAGGAGCUGCAAGAUGGUACCGGAAGGCCUGAGAAUGCUCGUCUUUCAACAGAGGAACACCCUGAUGUGAAGAGUUCAACAGAGGAGCACCCUGAUGUGAAGAACGAGCAUACUUCAGAAAAGCCUGAGAAGCAAACAACCAAACCAGCGGAGCGCGUUGAUAGUUCGGGAAGGCCCGGUAACAACUCCCACACAAUCACUACGACUACUGAAAAGUCGAAGCAUCCAGGCGGAAAUGAACAACCAAACGUUUCCAAAGAGCCCACAGACAACAGCUAUUCCACACCGACAUUCCAACAUCACAAUGAGACAGUGAGCACAGGAAAACCGAAACAUGAUGAUCCAGACGUUUCUCAGGAGCCUACACUGGGCGGCAGUUCCCCAUCGAAGGACACCGGUAAUGGAACCGAGCCCACAGGCGGUUCUAAAGAGCCUGGGACAUCGGAGCCUGAGCGCACAAGCGAUUCUUCAGCACACACCAGUGAUGGUCCAUCCGCUGAAGAGAACACCACGGUUAACCCAACUGAGCCCAAAAAUGGUGAUGAUCUUUCAAAAGUGAACAUUUCGGAGUCCAGUUCACAUGGGCCUACAGACACUUCCGGAAACCCUAUGACACAAGAGCCCACGGACAACAGUUAUUCAACACCGAAAAGAACUAUCGGAACCGCUGACUCAACAGACGGGUCUACACGGCCUGGGAAGGGAGACUACUCAUCAACGAUGAACUCAACGAAAUCGCCCGACCGCAUAAACGGUUCUACGGUACCUACCAGAGAGGGUCCGUUGGCCGAAGAGAACACCACAAAACCAAAACCCACGGGACAGAACACCACCAGGGGACAUCACUAUGUGACAGUUGGCACAGGAAACCCGGAGAAUGAUGAGAGUUCCCCAGGAAAUGAACAGCCAAACGUUUCCAAGGAGCCCGCAGAGAACAGCUCCACACCGAACAGAACUAACGGAAAUGCUGACCCAACGGAAGGCUCCAGACGGCCUGGGGAAGGAGACUACUCAUCAACGACAAACUCAACGAAAUCGCCCGAGUACACAAACGAUUCUACAGUACCUACCAGAGGGAGUCCGUUGGCUGAUAAUAACACCACAGAACCAAAACCCGCGGGAAAAAUGCCACCAGAUUCCAUCACAAUGCGACAGUGA
Ostertagia ostertagi is the source of this 2064-nucleotide messenger RNA. Lineage: Eukaryota; Metazoa; Nematoda; Chromadorea; Rhabditida; Trichostrongylidae. The record is from the annotation of a GenBank genome assembly.